AUGAUCGGGACGGCGGAGGGCUCCGCCAACACCCGCCGCGUAGAACCGCGCGCCGAGCUCCAUGUAGCGACGGAGCGGAAUGAGCAAGAGGUGCGCGAGGAGUGGGAGAGGGCGGAGAAGGAGAAGGCGGACGCGGCCAAGGAAGUGCAGGAGGAGGCUGAUGCGGCAGCUAAGGCUCAGGCCGACGCCACGGCGAAGGCCCAGGCGGACGCGGCCGCCAAGGAGCAAGCGGAGGAGGCAGCCCAUAGCCAAACCCCGCGACUCAUCAUCCCUCUGAACUCCGUGCCGCCGGCACCGGAGACCCAGGCGCCGACUGGAAGAGCCGUCGACGAUCAGCCGGUCAUGGAGAGAAAAGGGAGCGACCCCGUCAUCAUGGAGGAGAAAGCGACCCCGCCCACGCCGACUGUCACCGCGCAGACAAAUCAGCCUAAAGCACCGCUGUCGGCGUCAGUAACGAUUGCCGCCUCUCAUACUGUAGAGGUCUCCGGACUAAAUCAAAGUCUGGAGCAGGCUACGGAAGAGUUGGGCCAGUUGAAAAGGCAGUUGGAGGAUAAACAAGGGGCGAUGACCGAAGUCGAGGCUCUUGAAAGGGUUGUGGCCGAGGACGAGAGAAAGGCAGCCGCAGAGCGGGCUCUUCGUGGGAAGUACGAGGCCAAGGUUAUUGAAGCUGAGCAAGAGCUUCAAGAGGUCAUGAAAAAAUGCAAGGCCGUGGAGCGGAGUCUAAUGGAGAAAGAGUCUGAACUUACCAAGGCUCAUCAGGCCGCAUGCGAUGCCCAGGGGGAAACCCAAGGUGCCCUGAAGGAGAUCCAAGAGGCGAGGAAGAUCGCGGCGGGUAAGGCUUGCUCCGUGUAA
This is a messenger RNA of Aegilops tauschii subsp. strangulata, 852 nucleotides long. NCBI's taxonomy places the organism in Eukaryota, Viridiplantae, Streptophyta, Magnoliopsida, Poales, Poaceae. The record is from RefSeq and is a predicted model, not a curated record.